Messenger RNA from Conger conger (European conger), 3222 nucleotides. RefSeq names its product anoctamin-1-like. Gene Ontology annotation, cellular component: plasma membrane. Gene Ontology annotation, molecular function: chloride channel activity; protein dimerization activity. Gene Ontology annotation, biological process: chloride transmembrane transport. The transcript is spliced from 25 exons. NCBI's taxonomy places the organism in Eukaryota, Metazoa, Chordata, Actinopteri, Anguilliformes, Congridae. The coding region runs from base 233 to 3193 and encodes 986 amino acids. The record is from RefSeq and is a predicted model, not a curated record.
CUCGAGCCUGUUCGUUGAAGACUGUCAGCACUGCGCGGCGCUAAAGUCGGGCGAGCAGAUUGAUUUCAUGUAUUGUGAACUACAGAAAGCUUGUGGUGAUAGACGGUCUGUCCCUCUUCCUCUUCCUCGGGAUGAAUGGACUUAGCGUACACGGUUACUGUAGGUGUGCAUAGGCGGCCGCUCUAACCGUCUGUACGACUUUGUGUUUGUGUUUGUUUUGAAGAAGACCACGAUGCCGCAGACGUCGAGCAGUGACGAACUACCCGGGGAGAACAGCACGGUGGAUGUGCCUGAGGAGGGCGGGAGCGGUCUGUACUUCGCCGACGGCCGGCGGAAGGUGGACUACGUGUUGGUGUUCCAGUGCAGGAGGCGCUGGUCCCUCUACGGCUCCCCGGGCCAGCACCGCCUGUCCGUCAUCUCCAACGGCAGUUUCCACGGCCCGCCGGCCCUGCGCCGGGCAUCGCUGGUGAGCAAGGCGGAGUCGGACGCCCCCGAGCACGGCCGCGCCGACCCCCACGACGGCGAGAAGGUCCUCAUCCGCGAGGAGUUUGAGUCCAGUCUGCUGGAGGCCGGGCUGGAGAUCGAACGGGACAAGGAGAAGAGCCAGGGCCCGAGCUUCAUCCGGCUGCACGCCCCCUGGCCCGUGCUCUGCAGGGAGGCUGAGUUCCUCAAGGUCAAAGUGCCCACCAAGAAGAGCUACGAGCUGAAGCAGGAAAAGGGCUUAUCAGGCACCCUGAGCGCUGUCUGGAGGAAACUCAACCAGCCCUUCCAGCCCAACGUGCCACAGCCCCACGACCAGAGCCGCAUCAAGUACCUGUCCCACUCCUUCUCCCGGGACAAGCUGCACCUAUACAACAUCAAGCACAAGGACACCUUCUUCGACAACACAACGCGCAGUCGAAUAGUGUAUGAGAUCCUAAGGCGGACGUCGUGCACGCGGUCCUGCCAAACCAUGGGUAUCUCCACCUUAAUCGCCAAAGGCGUCUACACCUCCGCCUUCCCUCUGCACGACGGUGACUACAAGAGCAGUUCUGAGGAGGUGCAGAGGAAUGACAGACAGGUCCUGCACGACGAAUGGGCUCGAUACGGAGCCUUCUUCAAGUACCAGCCCGUCGACCUCAUCCGGAAGUACUUUGGGGAGAAGAUUGGCCUGUACUUCGCCUGGCUGGGAGUUUACACCCAGUUGCUCAUCCCAGCCUCGGUGGUGGGCAUCAUCGUCUUCUUCUACGGGUGUGCCACUGUGGACACCAACGUACCCAGCAUGGAGAUGUGUGACGAGCGGCAGAACUUCACCAUGUGUCCGCUGUGCGACCGGUCAUGUGACUACUGGCACCUGAGCACCGCCUGCAGCACGGCCCGCGCCAGCCACCUGUUCGACAACCCCGCCACCGUGUUCUUCGCCAUCUUCAUGUCCCUGUGGGCGGCCAUGUUCCAGGAGCACUGGAAGCGCAGGCAGAUCAGUCUGAACUACAGCUGGGACCUGGCAGGCCUGGAGGAGGAGGAGGAGCAUCCUCGACCCAAAUAUGAAACCCUCCUCCUGCAGAAGAGAAAGAAGAAGUGGAAGAAUAAAAAGAAGGGCAAGACUGAGUCGGAGGGCAGCUCGGAGGAGCGGGCGGAUGCUGGGAAGGAGAAGUGGAGGCAGCGGUUACUGUCGGCCAUGAGCGGGAUGCUGCCGCCAGGACAUGAGAAGCUAACAUGGAGAGAUCGGUUGCCUGGAUACUUCAUCAAUAUCUCCUCCAUUUUAUUGAUGUUUGCCGUGACGUUCUCGGCCGUGUUUGGCGUCAUCGUGUACCGGGUCACCACCUCGGCGCUGAUGGCCAUGAGCCCGGACCCCGAGGUCAAGUCCAACGUGCGCGUGACGGUCACCGCCACCGCCGUCAUCAUCAACCUGGUGCUCAUCCUCAUCCUGGACGAGAUCUACGGCAGCGUGGCCGUGUGGCUGACCGAGCUCGAGAUUCCCAAAACGGAGACGGACUUCGAGGAGCGUCUGAUCCUGAAGGCUUUCCUGCUCAAGUUCAUGAACGCCUACGCCCCCAUCUUCUACGUGGCCUUUUUCAAGGGAAGGUUCGCUGGCCGACCGGGGGACUACGUCUACGUCUUCAACGACUACCGCAUGGAGGAGUGCGCUCCAGGAGGCUGUCUGAUAGAGCUCUGUAUCCAGCUCAGCAUCAUCAUGCUGGGGAAGCAGCUGAUCCAGAACAACAUCUUUGAGAUUGGCAUCCCGAAGCUAAAGAAGCUGUUCCGCUCUCUGAAGGACAAAGGCUCGACCCCGGAGCAGACAGACGAGCAGCCUCAGCGCUGGCACCUGGACUACAGGCUGGAGCCGUUCCAGGGCCUGACCCCCGAGUACAUGGAGAUGAUUAUCCAGUUCGGGUUCGUCUCCCUCUUCGUGGCCUCCUUCCCCCUCGCCCCGCUCUUCGCUCUGCUCAACAACGUCAUCGAGAUCCGCCUCGACGCCAAGAAAUUCGUCACCGAGCUGCGACGCCCGGACGCCGUGCGGACCAAAGACAUCGGUAUCUGGUACAACAUUCUCAGUGGGAUGGGGAAGUUCUCCGUCAUCAUUAAUGCCUUUGUCAUCUCCUUCACCUCGGACUUCAUCCCGCGGCUGGUGUACCUGUACAUGUACAGUGAGACGGGCACCAUGCACGGCUUCAUCGACCACACGCUCUCCUACUUCAACGUCAGCGACUUCAGGGCCGGCACCGCCCCCAACUCCUCCCCGGAGGACCAGGAGGUGGCGUACUGCCGGUAUAAGGACUAUCGGGAGCCCCCCUGGUCCUCUCAGGCCUACCAGUUCUCCAAGCAGUACUGGUCCGUCCUGGCCGCCCGGCUCGCCUUCGUCAUCCUCUUCCAGAACCUGGUGAUGUUCCUGAGCAUGCUGGUGGACUGGGUGAUCCCGGACGUGCCCAAGGGCAUCAGUGAGCAGCUGAAACGGGAGAAGACCAUGCUGGUGGACGUCUUCCUGCGCGAGGAAAAGGACAAGAUCCAGCUCCUGCAGAACCUGUUCCUGAAGGACCCCGCGGGCCGGAGCCAGGGCAAGGGCCAGGGCCAGGGCCAGGGCCACGCCCCAGCCCCCCAGGAGGAGCGUCCCGCCGAGGCCGCCGCCCCCCGGACCCGCUGCCGCGCCGCCAGCUUCAGCCAGUUCAGCCGCCAGCCGUCGCCCGGGCAACCGGUCAAGCACACGGACGUGUGAGUGGGGUGUGUGUGUGUGUGUGUGUGUGU